This is a messenger RNA of Linum trigynum, 2875 nucleotides long. Lineage: Eukaryota; Viridiplantae; Streptophyta; Magnoliopsida; Malpighiales; Linaceae. The record is from the annotation of a GenBank genome assembly.
CUACCAAUCUCCAAGCUGCUCGAUCAAAUCACCACCACUUUCACCAGCGAUCUGCGCAGUAUCAGGGAUCCAGCACCGGGAAUAAUAUCUCCGUCGAGAACAGCUGGCAUUCGCCGGAAAGUGCCGGCACUGAAGUGACGGAGGAGGAUAAAAAUGCAAAUCUUUGUUUAAGGCGCGGUUUGGUAACUGUAAGCCCCCGAACGGGACGGCUUUCUGCUGGGUGUGGCCGCUCUGCCAGUCUGCUAGCUUCUCGUCGACGGAGUAAAAUGAGGCAGCGACCUGUUGUUGCAAAACCCAUUACCGUCGAAACCGAUGAUCAACUCUCCUCUCGGCAGAAUAGUGGAGAGAAGAGGUCCCGCGAACCCACUUCACUUUCGUCCCCAACUGAUAGUACCAUCUUCUUGCUCUGUUUGGCGUUUCGGAUAGUUAAUUCGCUUCUUAUACAGACGUAUUUCAACCCAGAUGAGCACUGGCAAUCUCUGGAAGUUGCACACCGCUUAGUUUUCGGAUAUGGUCAUUUGACUUGGGAAUGGAGGAAGGGAAUUCGUGGUUAUUUGCACCCGUUGAUCUUUGCUGGAUUAUACAAAGUUUUGGCAUUUUUGGGUAUUGAUACUCCAUGGCUGAUGGUAAAGUCUCCAAGGUUGCUACAAGCCUUGUUUUCAGCAGUUGGCGAUUUGUACUGCUACAAAUUUUCUUCUGUUAUCUUUGGUACCAUUGCUGCAAGAUGGGCUCUUUUCGCUCAGUUGACCAAUUGGUUCAUGUUCUUUUGCUUCAACCGCACAUUAUCAAAUAGUCUGGAAGCUGUUCUUACACUGGUGGGUCUGUAUCACUGGCCUUGUAUGCGAAUCUCUCCAAGUGAUGCUUCCCUGGUUUCAAGGAAGUUGGGUUUGGCGAUAGCAGGACUAGCUUGUGCAAUCCGACCAACAUGUGCUAUUAUAUGGGUUUACAUUGGUUUCCUUGAGUUGCUUCUUACACGUGACAGGUUAAGAUUUGUUGCUCUAGAAGUGGUCCCUAUAGGGGCGCUCAUGCUUGGACUUUCAAGCAUAGUUGAUCGUGUCAUGUACAACUCCUGGAUAUUUGUACCUCUGAAUUUCCUGAAGUUCAAUUUUCUUUCCUCUGGUGGAGAUUAUUAUGGAACUCACCCGUGGCACUGGUACUUUUCUCAAGGAUUUUCAGUUAUGCUCUUCACUUUCUUACCAUUCUCAAUAGCUGGGAUCAUCAAGUCGAAAUAUUGGAAGCUUUCUGGCCUUGUUGCAUGGGUGUUAACUCUCUACAGUGUACUGGGUCACAAAGAAUUCAGGUUUGUUUUACCGGUGCUUCCAAUAGGUUUGAUGUUUUCUGGAUAUUCAUUGGCCGUGAUGGCAAAACCUGCUCCCCCAAAUAGCAGAAGGAGAAGCUCUCCAUGUUACAAAUGUUGUUCGCAAGCUGGAUUUGCUGUCUUCUUCUUGCUCGCCACUAAUAUCCCAAUGGCCCUGUACAUGAGUUUGGUCCAUCAGAGAGGAACUGAAGACGUGAUGAUCUACUUAUCCAAAGAAGCUCGUGGUGAUAAAGUCAGCCAUAUUCUCUUCUUAAUGCCUUGCCAUGCCACACCUUACUACUCCACUCUGCACCACAAGGUCGCAAUGCGUUUCCUGGACUGUACGCCAAGCGAAGAGAAAGGAAUCCCAGAUGAAUCGGAUAGAUUCAUGAUUGAUCCAGUUGGGUUUAUGGAGGAAUUCUCAAAGAACUGGUCUCUACCUAGUCAUAUUGUGUUAUUCAAAUCACAGGAACAACUGUUGAGGGAUUUCUUGGUUUUACAUUCCUUUAGAGAGUCGCAGAGGUUUUUCCAUGCCCACUUCAAGGUGGACCGCGAUCUCCAAGCUUCCGUUGUCAUCUACACUUCGGACCACCUUUGACGAAGUCCUUCAUUUGUCUUUGAUAAUUCAACACAUCUGAAUGACUGAAACAGCUAGGAGCAGCAGUUCCGGUGUCAGACUUGCCUUGCCGUGGAUUGCUGAUUCAAUUUGGCGUUUCAUUUCCUCAACAAACAAUCACCAGUUUUCUUUUCUCCAUUCCAUUUCUAUGAGGAGGCUUUUUUAUUAGCCCGGUUACUUGUUUCAAGUACUUGUUGACAUUGUAGUAUGCAGGAUAGUUAAAGUUCACAUAAGUUUUUGUUUAGAAAGACCGAAGCAUCAUUGUCGGUUUGCAAUGAGCACCACUAUGGCAAAGAGCACCAGUAUUAGGACGUCCUAACACCAAUAGUUGUUAGAAGAAGCGUAAUUGGGUUGAAUGCGAGCAGGGUUUGUGGUAAUUAUUCUCACUCAUACUCAUCCAGGUCUGUCGGCUCAGGAAAAACUCAUUCAACACUCGAUUUGUUUAUUAAUGAGCUGAGUUUGAGCUAAGCUUUGUUCGGGUUGCUAACUAGCUCAACUCAAGGGCUUAUUGAGCUCAAUCUUGAGCUAGCUCGUUUUAAGAUAUUAUCUUGCUCGAUAGUGUGGCUAACGAGCCACCUCGACUAGCGGCUUCAGAGUGAAUCGAUUUAUAGCUCAUAAGUUGCAUUAUUGAUAAUUCAUAGAUUUGUUAGUUUAUGUAUCUCAUUACAUAUUGUGUUGACUAUGAGUAUAUGAACAAAUAUGUUCCAUUUAUAAUUUGAAAGAUAAAUAAUGUAUCAUAGAUUGCUUACAUGGUUUAGAUACUAACUACUAUAAAAUAAUAUGAUAUGAACAAUUAAAAUUGACAAACUAAAUAAUAUGACGCUUGAGCUUGAGAGAUGUUGCUAGCUAAUUGAUGGGCCACGCUCAAUUAUAGCUAGCGAGUUCAUUAUAUGUCGAGCUACGGAGCUAGAGCUCCACUCAUUUAUUAAAGAGCUGAGUUUAAAUUAAGUCCAAAUUUGAAU